Molecule: messenger RNA, 1573 nt
Organism: Anneissia japonica
Lineage: Eukaryota; Metazoa; Echinodermata; Crinoidea; Comatulida; Comatulidae
Product: glyoxylate/hydroxypyruvate reductase A-like
Exons: 12
Coding region: 205-1320 (371 amino acids)
Molecular function (GO): NAD binding
Source: RefSeq, a predicted model, not a curated record
UAGAAAUCCGAGUGGCCUGAUACGCAAAGUAGGCGGGGCCACAAAACAGUUUGUACCAGCCGUUCAUUGAGUACAACACUUACGGCAAAGUGGUAGUCACGUUGUUGGUGCUGUUACAGAACUGAAGUAUAAUUUGUGGAAAGAAACUUUCCACAAAUAGAUUCCCAUGGUACUCUUGAGGUGAAGCUGACACAAGGGACGUUUAUGUAUUCCACACUGAAGUACGCAAGACCCACCAUAAGAAGACUUAAAAUAACAAAAGCUCAUAUUGUUUUUAAAAGAAUGGCUGCCGAAAAGAAGUUGCCCAUAGUAACAAUUUUUAGUGAAUAUCCGAGCAUCUGUGAUGAAAUUAAAAAUGUAGAUGCUACGAUACCACUUCAGUUUGUUGCAGUUACCAAUAAACAAGGCUUAGCAUUUUCCGUAUUUGAUAGACAAGAUCCUGAAAUUUCAGAGACUGCUAUGAAUCGGUUGAAGGAAGCUGAAAUUUUGGUAUCAGAUCCAAAUCUGUUGUCACAUAUUUAUCAACAGCUGCCACACACAAAAUGGGUUCAGUCUACAUGGGCAGGACAAGAUGAGUUUUUUAAACACCUUGAUUAUUCAAAGCCUUUGCCAGAAUUCUCUCUUUGUAAACUUGGACAAGAAUUAGCAGUACCCCUCGGUGAAUAUGUCAUCGGCAGGCUGAUAGCGCAUGAACGGAGGUUUUAUAAGUGCUAUGAAGCACAAAAAGCCAAAAUAUGGGGUUCAAAAAUAGUACCAUACCGUCUGUUAUCAGAACUUACUAUUGGAAUACUUGGAGUUGGUGACAUCGGAUCUCAAAUUGCUGAAUACUGUAAAACUUUUGGCAUGAAGGUCUGGGGUAUGGUGAGAAGAGAAUUACCGAUUGAGAAAAGAUCAUGCUGUGUAGACCGCUAUUGUUUGACCUCUGAAUUGCCUGUACUUUUAUCCAAUUGUGACGUUGUGUGCAAUGUUCUACCAAGUACUCCUAAAACUAUUGGGUUUUUAUCUGGUGAUGUCUUAGCGGAUGCUAAAGAAAAGAAACCAAUUUUUAUUAACGUUGGAAGAGGAGAUGUUAUGGAUGAAGCAAGUAUCAUUAAAGCCAUAAGAGAAAAUUGGAUCUCUCAUGCAAUAUUGGAUGUUCAGCCUAUAGAGCCAAUUCCUCAAGAGAGUCCUUUAUGGAGCAUGAAAGAGAUAACAAUAUCACCACAUGAAGCAGGUUUAACUUUUGGGAAAAAUGUUGCUGCAGCACUUACUGAGAAUUACUGGAGGUACGUUCGAGGAGAACCACUCAAGUAUGUGGUGGAUAUGAAAGCUGGAUAUUAGUGAUUUGUCUCCAACAAGGCAUACAAGAUAUUGACACAGAACAAUAAACAUAAGGAAUCAAUUGUACAAAACAAGAGACAGGGUACAUAGUCUAGGUUUUUUUUUUCUUGAACUUUUCACAAGGUUGCUACAUUUUGGAAAUGUGUGGAAUUGGUUAUAAUGCUAGUUUUAAUGGGUUUUUUUUACAAUAAUCUUAUACUAUUUGAAGUUUUGCAAAUUUUAAUUUAUGAUUAAAUGGGUGUUCGAUAACUAA